CGAGCGCAGUCUGUAGUUGCGUGAUCACAGCUGGGCUUUCCUCAGUCAGUCAUCCAGCAAGCCUCCUGUACCACCACACGCUCUGUACACUAGAUCCUGGAUUUGAUCAGAAAUGUUUUUCUGUAGAUCGGCUUGGCAGAGACUGGGGCUCCUGGCACGAAUGACAGCCGCCCUACCUUUAUCCAGAAAUGUGGUUCCAGUGCGGCAGAUGUCCGUCGGGAUCCCCGGUGGCUCUGCCACCAACGUGGCGUACGCCGUUCUGUGUGGAGGAGGCCUCACUGCCGCUGUGGUCUACGCUUACAAGACAGUGAAUGGCGACAGUGAGCGGUACAAUGACCGACUCGCCGAGAUGAACUUGAGGCCCAAGGAAGCAGCACCAGCAGCAGAGGAAGCAGCACCAGCAGCAGAGGAAGCAGCACCAGCAGCAGAGGAAGCAGCACCAGCAGCAGAGGAAGCAGCACCAGCAGCAGAGGAAGCAGCACCAGCAGCAGAGGAAGUAGAAUCCCCAGAAGAACCGGCACCAGUAGAAGCCGAGGUGUUAGCCGAGGUGUUAGCCGAGGUGGCCGCUGAGACAGUCGAGGAGGCGCCUGCAGCAGCAGAGGAAGUCGUGGCAGAGGUUGCAGUCAAAUCCGUCGCUGUCCUAGAGGUUGCUGCGGAACCAGAUGUCGUCGCAGUUGAGGAGGCGCCCGCAGUGGAAGUUGCCGUGGUUACGGAAGAAGCUCCACCGGAGGCUGACGCAGAGGCCGUCAUCGAGGACGUCGCAGAUGCGGCUCCUGGCGUCGUGGAAGAGGUCGUUGCCGUGGAGGCCGCCGGUGAGGAAGUAGUGGCCGAAGUAGUGGCCGAGACGUCUCCCACCGCCCCUGAGGCAGAAGCAGCCCCUGCCGCCGAGGUGGCAGCAUGAGGGGUCAAAGGUCAACCUAGAGGGGUGUGUUUAGCUGUGGUGUGUCCCUCUUACUACUACCCCCCCCCCCCAACCCUACACCUGACCCCCUCCCCCCCUUCCCUCACAGGCCCCCUCUACACCCUAUUCCCUAUGUAGUGCACUACUUUCCCUGGUUUAAAGUAGCACCCUGCGUACGGAAUAGGGAGCCUCUUUGGAUCACAGCCCCCUAUCUACCAGCACAUGUUACAAUAGGAAGCAGGAGGUGGACUAUGUUCUGUUAUAGAACACUUUAGUUAGGUAUGACGUCAUGGUGACUGGGACAGCUGCCUCUUCUCAUUUCUGACUCCUUUACACCACAGCUAAAUACAUAGCCGUUUCAGGUUUUUAAAUCAUUCCCAGUCUAUUUGUCAAGCAAUAUGGUCCUAUUUAUCAGUGGGGACAGGAGUGUGUUUUUUCUGGUCGGUUCAUGGUUGGGGAAAACUCCUGGCUCUGUUUUUCUGAGGAGUUCCUAGGUGUUAAAGGGGAAGUAAAGGGAGAUAUUGGAUUUAUGAUGGUACAUGUUGUCCUGACCCACAAACCUAUGUGCCUCUGAAAUGUCACCCUAUUCCCUAUAUAGGGCCCAUAGGCUCUGGUCAAAAGUAGUACAUUGUCACUAUAUAGGGAAUAGGUUGGCUUUUUUGGACACUUCUAAUGUAAAGUUUUCCCAAGUGGCCCUUAGAAUUCAGGACAGAAAACGGCAACUUCUUUUCCUUCACUUUUGUCUGAAUGACUUUGUCCCUUAAGAUUCCAGAUGGAUGGCGGAGUUCUCCAUAAUGUCAGUCUGCCAUCUUGGCUUUGUUAAAGUUUCCAAUCCAUUUUGACCGUGCGUUGAACGUGCUCCAAAUUCCGAUUGAAAGGAAGGUCAUGUUAUGAACCUCGAGACGAUAAGCACUUCAAGCAGGUUCAAUGGUUAUUAUGCAAGUAAUAAAUGUACCAGUUAGAGAAAAGCAUUUCAA
Oncorhynchus masou masou (cherry salmon) is the source of this 1878-nucleotide messenger RNA. RefSeq names its product cytochrome c1-like. Gene Ontology annotation, cellular component: mitochondrion; mitochondrial outer membrane. Gene Ontology annotation, biological process: anterograde axonal transport. The transcript has 4 exons. Bases 113 to 901 code for a protein of 262 amino acids. NCBI's taxonomy places the organism in Eukaryota, Metazoa, Chordata, Actinopteri, Salmoniformes, Salmonidae. The record is from RefSeq and is a predicted model, not a curated record.